AUGGCCUUCAGCUUCAAGGGACUUAAGUUUUAUGUCUCCAUCCACACGCCCAAUGAGACAAAGAAGAUAAUCCAGAACAAUGGCGGCAUCGUGGUCGCCAACGAGAAUGAUGCAGACAUACGCAUUAGAGACCCGUCUCGCGGCCCACCAAGUUACCGUUCUGGCGAUUACUACUCCCACAAGUGGAUAGUGGACUGCAUCAAACAGAAACGGCAAGUCGAUGAGGCGCCGUACCUCAUACAACGGCAAGCCCACCCGUCGACUACACCUGCGCGGCCUGCGCGGCCUGCGCGCAAUGAGCGGACCGAAGGCGAACGCGAACGGUCUCCGCCUCAAAGGGAAGAAGAGGAUGGUUUGGUCUAUGCGUCGGCACGGUCUCAGAGUGUCGUAAAGACACGCAAUGCAUUCACGCGCGAAGACGACCGCAUCCUGCAAGAUUGGGUCAUACAGAAGGCGACACGGGCCAUCGAGGAAGAUGAAUAUUUUCACGACCGCGGUAACGAGAUGUACAAGAAGCUGGAAGAAAAGUACCUGUCGCAAGAAUCCAAGAACGACCACAGAAGAAACCUCGAGAAUCGUCCCGAAAAGGCGAGGAAGUUCGGGCACAAAUGGAAAACGGGCCCGAUUCAGAACGUCGGCCACCGCGAGAACGACCGCAGGAACCACCACGGGAACCACCACAAGAACUACCACAGGAACCACAACAGGAACCACCACAGGAGCCGCCACAAGAGCCACUACAGGAACCACCCCAAGAACAGCGACGCAACGAAGCACGAGACCAAGCACAGAAAGACGAGAUGCUUGACGACAGUUCUGGCCGGCCCGGCGAACUGUUCUUCAUGGACUAUACAGAUUAUUACAUUCUCUCAAAGGCGUAUUCGUUUUGGAAAGAUGAGAAGCGAAAAUCUGGAACACAUGCAAAACCAACAAACUCCUUCUUCGAAUAUCUUCACUCAAAGGUAA
Molecule: messenger RNA, 966 nt
Organism: Sporothrix schenckii 1099-18
Lineage: Eukaryota; Fungi; Ascomycota; Sordariomycetes; Ophiostomatales; Ophiostomataceae
Exons: 3
Coding region: 1-966 (321 amino acids)
Biological process (GO): regulation of DNA-templated transcription; telomere maintenance via telomere lengthening
Cellular component (GO): shelterin complex
Molecular function (GO): telomeric repeat DNA binding
Source: RefSeq, a predicted model, not a curated record